Suillus plorans is the source of this 1803-nucleotide messenger RNA. RefSeq lists its product as uncharacterized. Bases 1 to 1803 code for a protein of 600 amino acids. The transcript is spliced from 8 exons. The record is from RefSeq and is a predicted model, not a curated record. NCBI's taxonomy places the organism in Eukaryota, Fungi, Basidiomycota, Agaricomycetes, Boletales, Suillaceae.
AUGUCUAUGGGUCCUGGUCCGUCUGAGGCAGGGCCACCAUAUCCAGUUCAGACUAUCAUAUGUACCAAGGCAAUGUCCUCUACCUCGAAGAACUCGCCAAAACGGAAGAGGAAACCAAAGCUCAAUUUCUAUCGCACAGCGCCAGUAGUCCAUUAUCGCCAGCAUACCCAAUACCAAGUCAACAAUGAUGGCUCUGUCAGUUAUACGCAGAAGCGUCUUCUACCUCCUAAGAAUGCUAAAGCAACCAUCCCGGACCAUUAUAUUGAUCAAACUCAUGCGGAACGAACUCUAUGCAACUCAGACACCUUUUUUUCAAUUCCAGAGCCACUUGACGAUCUCCCACUCGAAGUAUCAUUAGAUGUUCUAGGCCAACAAAGGAGAAAACGAACAGCAGGUGACCAUCCUUUGUUGACGUGGCUGAAUCACAGAGCGUUAUUCCUUCGAGAAAUGAUCCGUCUUGAAGGAAGAGUCAGCAUGCGGUUGUGCUUAGAGUGUGAUGGUCCCAAUCCUGAGUACAAAUUCCAUGCGCACCACCCGCUUCACCGAUUGCAGAAGUGGAACGGUCAAUACUUCGAGCGAAUUUCUCUGAAAGCCCUGGGCCUCCGCAUUCAGCUUGGUCACAUCACUGGCCGGCAAUGUGUCAAUCCUCACCGUGCUUUUAAUGACGAUUUUGUCAUUAUCGACAUCUUCGGUAUACACGAAGUGUCACUCGACUUCUGCGGUUGUGCAAUAGCCGAAAGUCGUAUGCAACAGCUACUUCGAAUGUCAUUAUUUCCUUCAACAACCUCAGAUCCAAAAACUGCUGCAACAUUCCGCGUUCUGGAGCAGUAUCACCUGCUCUCGUUUGAGUCAAAAAUAUCUGCCUAUGAAUUUUAUCAUGGACUUCGCCGGAUGUCUGACAACACCGUCUACUUCUCAUUAAGGGCAGGUCACGAUCCGAAGGGUGUAGAAGCGACAGCUCAAGGUGAAUGUGCUGUAUUGUGCCCAGCUUGUCCACAUCCAGGGAAGAACCUUCCAGAUAAUUGGAAAGAUGCACCUCGACGUUGGCUCUACGGAUUGUUCCUUGCUAUCGAUGCAAACUUCCGGUUGAAACGCAAGGCUGUCUCGAAUGACAGCGUGGACCCAAGCCUGAGUUCUGGGUGGGCCUAUUUCGUGGAGGAUGAAGCUUAUAAGGGCUUCUUGGACAGCAAUUCGGACAAUACCCAAGAGAAAUCAACAUGCUCAAGUCACAACGCUGUGAACAUGGCGGACACAAAAUCUAAUCGUGGACUUGCUGCCACAGGUUUAGGUACUGUUGACUGUGCCCGCCACAACAUGAAACGGCCCAACGCUGUUGGAGAUCUCCAAAAGGGUGAAAGAUAUGUCAACAUGGAUUAUUUAUUCUUCUCAACGCUGCGCCACACUGUAAUCGACACUCUGAAUGUAUCUUACGAUAUCGCGUGCCAGUGGCACAAAAAAUUAUGGCACCGUAUGAGCACAUUUCCAGUCUCAAUGCACCUCCUGCCCACUUUCAAAACUAUCUCUUUUUUCGUCCCAAAGUUCCACCUUCCUGCUCACAUCGAGGAGUGUCAAACCUCAUUCUCGUUCAAUUUUAAGAGUGGGGUCGGUCGGACUGAUGGAGAAGCACCCGAGCGUGGCUGGGCCAAUAUCAACCCCGUCGCUUCAAGUACUAAAGAGAUGGGUCCUGGUGCACGGCGAGACACCCUUGACGACUACUUUGGAGACUCAAAUUGGAAAAAGGUAGUUAAACUUGGUUCGUACAUUUUCAUUGAAAUCAUCCUUUAUUGCAACUGGAUACCUUAA